CAGAGCUCGGCCCCGCCGCGAUGCUGCAGCUCCGGGACGCGGAGGACGGCAGCGGCCCGUCCGGUAGCCCCGGCAGCCCCGGUGCGGCGGAGCUGCUGGUGCCGGGGGGAGCCGGGCAGUCCCCGGAGCCGGUCCCGGUCCCGCAGAGGCUGCAGCCGCUCCGGGUCCGCACCGCCACCCGCGCCGGCCGCCUCCGGGAGUACUUCGUGUUCCGGCCCGGCAGCAUCGAGCGGGCCGUGAGCGAGAUCCGCGUCGUGGUGUCGCCGGCGGAGGACGGGGAGGUGCAGAGCGUCUGGCUGCUGGCAGAAAUCGACCACUGGAACAACGAGAAGGAGAGGCUGGUGCUCAUCACAGACUGGUCCCUGCUCAUCUGCAAGUACAACUUCAUCAGCCUGCAGUGCCAGCACGUCACCAGGAUCUGCCUCAGCGCCGUGGACACCAUCUCUGUGGGGGCCUUCCAGUUCCCACCCAAAUCCCUCAACAAGCGCGAGGGCCUUGGCCUCAGGGUGCAGUGGGACAAGCAGGGCCGUGGCUCCUUCCUCAACAGGUGGAACCCCUGGUCCACCAGCAUCCCCUACGCUACCUUCACCGAGCACCCCAUGGCCGAUGCUGAUGAGAAGAUUGCCUCCCUCUGCCAGCUGGAGAGCUUCAAGACUCAGCUCCUGCAGGCUGUGAAGAAGGCGCACAGGGAGCGGCCGCUGCCGGGCCGGGCCGGCGGAGUGCUGCUGCUGGAGCGGCCUCUGCUCAUCGAGACCUACCUGGGGCUGAUGUCCUUCAUCAACAACGAGGCCAAGCUGGGCUACUCCAUGACAAGAGGCAGAAUUGGCUUCUAGGAGCCCUGGUGCUCGGUGGUGCCAAGGGAAGGGAGCUGCUGCGCCUCCCCUGGGCAGGGCACGGGGGGCA
Molecule: messenger RNA, 903 nt
Organism: Dryobates pubescens (Downy woodpecker)
Lineage: Eukaryota; Metazoa; Chordata; Aves; Piciformes; Picidae
Gene: TPRG1L
Product: tumor protein p63 regulated 1 like
Exons: 5
Coding region: 21-833 (270 amino acids)
Cellular component (GO): cytoplasm; synaptic vesicle
Source: RefSeq, a predicted model, not a curated record